Messenger RNA from Gossypium raimondii (Peruvian cotton), 1112 nucleotides. Its product is annotated as stem-specific protein TSJT1. NCBI's taxonomy places the organism in Eukaryota, Viridiplantae, Streptophyta, Magnoliopsida, Malvales, Malvaceae. The record is from RefSeq and is a predicted model, not a curated record. Bases 141 to 851 code for a protein of 236 amino acids. The transcript has 5 exons.
UUCCAUUCCUAUAUUCAAGCUUUCCAAUACAAAGCUUCAUAUUAUCUUUUUUAGUUCCGACAAAAGAAAACGAAAAAAAAGAAGAAGAAAUACAAUCGUUUUCUUUUUGAAGUCGGGUUUUAGUUUUUGGGGUGAAAAAAAUGUUGGGAGUAUUUAGCAGUGCGAUAGUGUCUCCGCCGGACGAGCUGGUGGCGGCCGGUUGCCGAACUCCAUCACCUAAGAUAACGGCGGACGCUCUGGUGAAACGGUUCCUUGAGACGAACUCCUCCGGCGUGUCCAUGCAGAUCGGAGACCAUGUCCAAUUCGCUUAUUCUCACCAUAAAGAGUCUCCUUUACAGCCCAGAUCAUUUGCUGUGAAAGACGAAAUCUUCUGCUUGUUUGAGGGAGCCCUUGAUAACUUGGGGAGUUUAAAGCAGCAAUAUGGUCUGGCAAAGUCUGCAAAUGAAGUGAUAUUGGUCAUUGAAGCUUACAAGGCCCUUCGUGACCGAGCACCCUAUCCUCCAAACCAUGUGGUUGGCCAUCUAAUUGGGAGCUUUGCUUUCAUUGUCUUUGACAAAUCCACCUCCACUUUGUUUGUGGCUUCUGAUCAAUUUGGUAAGGUUCCUCUCUAUUGGGGAAUCACCGCCGACGGAUAUGUGGCCUUUGCUGAUAAUGCUGAAUUGCUGAAAGGUGCCUGUGGCAAAUCUCUUGCUUCUUUCCCUCAAGGCUGUUUCUACUCCACAGCAGUAGGAGGAUUAAGAAGCUAUGAGAAUCCUAAGAACAAGAUCACUGCAGUGCCUGCUGAAGAAGAGGAGAUAUGGGGUGCUAAAUUCAAGGUGGAAGGGCCAGCUGUUGUUGCUGCCACAGAGUAGUCCUUUGCUUUCUCCUUCUAAAUCUAUGGAUCCAUGGAAUUAUAGGAGCUGCAAAUGCAUAGCAUAUGGAUCAGUCUCCAUAUGAAAGUACUUGUAGAGUGGGAAAUGAAAAGAAGAAAAAGAACUGUUUGGUUAUGAGAAAUGGUAGUAACUCUCUGUUUAGGUAGCUUUAUGUUAAAACUAGCUUUUAUUCCUGUUUCGUCCUUUGUACAUCAUAAUGUCAGCUUCAACUUCGAGUCUAAUAAAAGCUUGUUCAUCUAA